AAACGCUUACGUGAACACGGAAAAGGAUGAACUGUCGAAGUGUGCGAAAAAAAAUUGUUUCUGGUUAUUGUGGACUUAUUAAAAGACAAGUUGUGUGAUAUAAUUAUAUCCAGUGAAAGUUGAACAUCAGUGAGUUAUCAAAAUGACGGAUUUUCGGGCGAAAUAUAAGCAGAAAGGUCUGAGUUUUGGAGAUUUAGAGAGAAGUCGCAUCACGAGAGCUAGUGAACGUGAUGAACGGAGAAAAGAAAUUCGUGCUGAAACCUUUGAUAAACUCAGGCCAUUGAUUCAAAAUGCCAAUCCAGCUACUCCAGGUGCGCCGGCUGUUACAAGUUCUCGAAUCGAGAAGCUUCAAAAGUGGAAGCAAGAGAAGGAUAUGAAGAAGAAAACCGACAAAAAGGUGGAAAAGCCACCCUUCAAAGUUGGGGUUGUACAUCAUCGAGUAUUUUCACCUCCGAUUAACGGUCCUCCUAUUCCAAGUUGCUCCCACUCACACUCUCAUUCAAGUGUAAAAUCUCGAAUCCAGCAAGCAAUAAAAAGUCCCAUAAAAAGAAUAACAAGAGUUACAGAAAAGCGCCUAGCAGCAAAGGCAGCCGCAAAAGCUGCUCAGAAGAAAUCUUUUGCUCCUCCCAACUAUAAAUUCAGAGCGCCUGCAGGUUUGCCAAAUCUUCCCUUGUUCGGUCGAGUCAAAAAGGGAAGCAUAGACGCAACAAAACUCUCAUUUAACUUAGGUGCUGAUAAAAACAUACCAAUAAAAUCCGAGGCUCGAAAUUCAGCCUUGAGUCAGCGUAAAAUAUCAAACUUGGUUACGCACGAAUCUCCACGAAGGAGUAAGAAAUACAAGACAAAUCCCAAAGAAGACGAGUCUAUCAGUGAAAAUUCUCAGGACAAAACGGAACCUCGCAUUUCCCGAUCUUCUAAAAGGCGAGCCUCUAAUUCUUCCCCCGACUCGGCAUCUCUACGAGUCUCCUCCGAUGAUCCCGAAGUUUUCGAAUCGCCUGUCGCCGAGUCUUCCUCCUUUAAUCCCAAUACGAAAAAGAGAGAAUCAGCCCCGCAAGAAUUGCCAAUUAACCAAAUUUCUCCAGCGAACAGUAACAAAAAAUCGCCAUCAAAGUUGCAAAUCAUUUAUCCAGUAACAAAGAUUUCAGAAUCAAGUUCGGAUGAAAAUAACGACCCAGUCCUGGAAAUGAAUUCAUCACAAGCCGAGAAGGACUCGCUCCAAGUCGAAGCACUGCCAAUGGCUGAUGAAGUCCCAGAAAUGUCUGCGGAAUCAGGAUUCGAGAAAAUGGAUUCUUCCUGGUCGGAACAUGCAGCUUUCUUCUCGCCCUACGUGGUGACCAGACGCGGGAAGAAGGAAGCCAGGAAGGAGACGAAGCUUCGUCAAGGUUUUAAUCACUCGAUCGAGGAAAUCCCGACCAAGGAGACCAUCAUGCAGACCUUGAACAUCUCCAUUGACGAGGAAGUACGGACUUCGCAGUACUUCAAGUGUCUAAUUGAGAGCGAGACGAACAGGCUUCAGGAGCAGUGCGAUCAUUGGACGAAUAUUGUCGCCUUCGAGAAUCCGCCCGAGGAAGCUCUCUACAUUGUUCAGCAGGCAGUCGGCCAAACGAAAUUGCUCCUCGCGAAAAAGUUCAAGAGAUUCGAGUCGCUCGUUCUCGAUUGCGAGAAAGGUGAUGGCCAGAUGUUGGUCACUUGCAAGGAUCUCCAGGGCUUCUGGGAUAUUGUGAACAUGGAGAUCAGGAAUUGCGAGAAUCGGUUCGCCAAAUUGGAGGAGUUGAGGACUCGCGGAUGGAUCGAGGAGGAGGAAGUGAAGCAACCGCCGAUAAAAAGAUUGCCGAAGAAGAAGUCGCCGAAGAAGAAGGCCCCGGCGAAGAGUUCGCUGAGAGCGAUGAUUCUGGCCGCGAGGCAGAAGAAGAAAGAGCUGGAGGUGAAUUUGGAGGCUGAACCAGCGGACGAGGCGGUUUUGGAGAUUUGGAACGAUGUUGUGAAGUCGAGUCCGACGAAAGUGCCCAGUGCUAAUAAACGAAAAUCUUCGACUACAACUCUGGGUUCGAGUCAUAAGGAGGUCAAUAAGAGUAUUCCUCUUGCUGUGAUGGCGAUCAGUCAGAAAUGCAAGACACCAGAAGAUAAAGAUCCGGAGAUUAGAGCUUCUUUGGAAAAUGAGGUUGAAUCGGAAAUGGAGACUGAAGACAAGAAUCCCGAGAUCGUGAACUUCCAAGUUCAGUUGGAUGAUUCCAUAACUUACAUCAAUUCAAGACAAACGCCAGGAAAAAGUAUUUUAAAGCGGAUAAAGGUGGAAAUCACUUCGGACGGUUCUGAUGAUGCGCGUUUGAUCAAAUCAACGCAGAAGGUCAUUUUCAACGACAAUGUGCAGUUGAAGGAGGUUGAACCCGACGAGGAGGAAAAAACAAAAGCAAGUCUCGCUGCAGCCUUGGCUCGAAUUGACAGCGCGGAAUUCGAUUCAGAGUUCGUUUCCGAAAUGGAAAUUCGAGCCGAAAGGAAGCUGAACUUUGAGGACGAGAGUUUCAACGAGAAUCUAAAUGCUUCCAAAGAGAAUUCAAUCUUCGAUGAUGAGGAGCCAGUUUAUCAGACUUUUGUGAUUCCUGAAUUCAAGAUUAUUCCCCCGACCCCAAAAUCUCCGCGGCUUAACAAGAGGAAACAAAAAAAAGGAUUGGAAAAGUCGAUUUUAGAGGAGUCGAUUUUGGAGGAGGAGGCGUCUGCAGAAGAACAAAAUUCACAGCAUGAAGAGACCUUUACCAGAUCGUUGAGAAACCGGACGAUAGUCGGAAACUUGACUCCAAAAUCUGAGAAAAAAUUAAAGAGUAAUCCUGACAAAUCUUUGGAUUUAAGCGGUUCGCUAAAUCAGUCUUCGAGAUCUUUGAGAAAGACUCCCAAAUCACCAGGGGUUGCUGGAAAAUCGCCGCGAAAUAAGAAGGAAAAUAGUCUUCUCGAAGAUGACAAAUAUUUGGAUUUGAGCGAAUCUCUAAACCAGUCCUCGAGGUCUUCGAAAAAAACGGGAAAAUCGCCGAGGCUUGCGGGAAAGUCGCCGAGACAAAAGUCGAACAGAAAAAUUCCAAGUCCAUCGAGAGAUAAUCAAGACAAGAGCGACGAGAAGCCAACAGAAAAAUCUUCCGAUGAACAAAAAUCGAGUGUAAGUACACCGAAAUCGACGAGGAGAUCGUCGGGAAGAUCUUUGCAGAAAAAGGAGGAAAAUGGAAGUUCCGAAAAGCAAGGCUCUUCUGGAAACCAAAGCGACAAUGAAAGUCCGGUUGCGAGAUUUGUGAAAAAAGCAGCACGUAAGACGUCCUUACUGUACAAUAUGAUGAAAUCUCCAAGGUCUUCUUCGAAGAAAACCAAAGAAAUCAGCCAAGAAAUCGGCAAGGUUUUAGAGGCAAUGCAGAUAGACUCUGAAUCAGAAUCUAAAAAGAGUGACAGUCCGGCCAAACCUGCUCGCAGAAGUUUAUUGAGAAGGAGCAAAAAAUCUGAAGACAGUUUCAAGCAGGAGAAUGAGACCGAAGUUGAGGACGAAAUUAGCAAAGAGUUUCAGAAGAUGCAAGUGAAGGAAAACAGAAACUCUGAAGGAAAAUCUGCACUGGGAAAACUCGAUAUUUCUGCAUCAAAUGCUGAUACGUCAAAGCUAAACGGCAUACAAGUAAAUGGCGAUGAAACACGGGAGAAUUCAAAUUCAGAAAAUCUCACUGAUUUGUUGGAAGCGCAAAAAAAUCCAGUAAAGAUUACAAAUUCAAGGAAGCAUCGCAGCACUGGAAAUAUUCUUAAUCCGGCAGACGUGAACUAUAAGGAUUCAAACGAACUGAAUCAGUCGUUGAAAGAGUCUAAGUUAACAAAAUCGAGGAGAAGUGAACUGAUUCCUUUGAACGAUUUGCCCGUGGAGAAAGAAAAUGAAACACCGAAAGAAGUACUGAAAAGGAUAAAGCGGGAAUAUUCUAUGAACCCAGCAAGUCCAAAAGUCAGUCCAAGACGGAGCCCAAAACCGAAUGAGACACCGAACAAGAGAAAAUCCAUUAAGAGGAGCAUGAGUUGUCAUAUGGAAGAAUGCUCACUGGCUGCCGGAGCACAAUCUAAUCACAAACGGAACAAAUCGAGUGGAUUAGUGAAAACGCCAACCAUUCGACGAACGGUAAAUCUAAUGUCUUUCGAGUCGCCUUAAAAAUAAGAUAGAUAAGAAAACUAAGAUAAAUAAUAAAUAAGUGUCUCUUUUUUUUCUUUUUUUUUUGUUGUUGUAACAUUGUUUUACUACUUUAUUAAUCUAUCGUAUAUUUUUAGAAAAUACAGGUCGUAUGUUUUACAAAUUGAAGGCCUGAUUCGAAUUGGGAUUAAUUGUUGCUCAUUAAAAUAAUUGUACUACCAUACUUACAAGAAAUUUACCUUUUUUUUUAUAUACAAAAAUAACAAUCUUUUGAUUACGAUAUAUAUUUUUUUUAACUACAGUGAUCGGAAACACAGUAGAGAAUUGUCAAUAUUUGUCGUGAAUGUCCUGACAAUAUAAAAUUUGCGAAAUUUAUUCCAAAUUUGAGGCAAUAGUAAGUUGAGGCAUGCCACUUGGGAAUGGUUUUGAAAAAUGGAAAUGAUGUGCCGUCGAUGUUUAACGGCAGAAAAGUGGUGCCGUGUUUUUUAUUGAAUAAACUGAGAACUCACUUUUAAAAAAU
Messenger RNA from Belonocnema kinseyi, 4664 nucleotides. RefSeq lists its product as uncharacterized. Gene Ontology annotation, cellular component: spindle pole centrosome; cytoplasm; nucleus. Lineage: Eukaryota; Metazoa; Arthropoda; Insecta; Hymenoptera; Cynipidae. The transcript has 8 exons. Gene Ontology annotation, biological process: centrosome localization; kinetochore assembly; signaling. The record is from RefSeq and is a predicted model, not a curated record. The coding region runs from base 143 to 4165 and encodes 1340 amino acids. Gene Ontology annotation, molecular function: microtubule binding.